Molecule: messenger RNA, 721 nt
Organism: Funneliformis geosporum
Lineage: Eukaryota; Fungi; Glomeromycota; Glomeromycetes; Glomerales; Glomeraceae
Source: the annotation of a GenBank genome assembly
AUUUCCUAAUAAUCAUGUUGAAUUCAGUAAAAUUGCAAGAAAAUUUAAAAGAAAAGCUGGUAUUCCAUAUGCAGUAGGAGCAAUUGAUGGAAGUCAUAUUCCAAUUAAAGCACCUAAACAAUAUCCUAUGGAUUAUUAUAAUAGAAAAGGUUUUUAUUCUAUUGUUUUACAAGCAGUUAUCGAUUCUUCUGGAAAGUUUAUUGAUAUUUUUGUGGGAUAUCCUGGCUCAACUCAUGAUAGUAGAAUAUUCCAUAAUUCACCAUUAUAUCAUAAAUUUAGUUCUUCUAGUUCUUCAGUUAUUCCUACAAAUGCAUAUAUUUUAGGCGAUGCAGGUUAUCCUUGUCAAAAUUGGUUACUUACACCAUAUCGUGAUAAUGGAAGAUUAACAGCAAUACAAACAUAUUAUAAUGUCAAACAUUCUCAAACUCGUAUAGGUGUAGAACAAGCAUUUGGAAGAUUAAAAUCAAGAUUUAGGUGUUUAAUUAAUCCUUUAACAAUGUCAAUAGAAAUAGCUAUUCUUAUUGUAACAGUAACUUGUAUUCUUCAUAAUAUUUGUGAAGAAAGACAAGAAGAUAUAUUAGAUGAUAACGAUUAUUUUGACGAUCAAAAUAAUUUUCAAACUUUAUUGGAUAAUAAUAAUAUCAAUAGUGUAACUUAUUUGACUAAUUCUAUUAGAGAUAAUUUAGCAAAUUAUCUAUGGAAUAAAAAAAUUCAAAGAGAU